GGGAUAUCGUGCUGGUCGCUUUGUUUUGAAAAAAAAAUACACUCCCGAGAAAACCGGAGUGCGGCAACAAUAACGUGUUUUAUUGUUGUUCUUUGGCAGACGCACAGGGCAAGAUGCCCUUCCGUGAAAAUUUUUGAGGAGAGGCCGGUGUUUUUUUUUUGGUUCAUGCAGCUCUCCGCUUUUUCCCGCAAAACCUUCAUUUCUCAGACCUUCGAUGUGAUCAAAUGUCUCAAAGUUACCAAAACAUGGCACCUGCUCUCACGAAAAAAUAAUAAUAGGACAGAUGAUCAAACGUGGUCAAAGAGAUGGACAAGGUUGUGCUUGGGUCCUUGAAGGUGAAGGACUGUGUGAUCUUCCAAUGCAAGAGAUGUCACACAGUAUUGGGAGAUUCUCUGCAAACCUGCGGCAGCAGCUUAUCAUUGAACAUGCUGAUGUGUUUGAGGGUGACAGAAAAUGUAGACAUGGAUCCCACCAGUUUUAUUGGGUGUGAAGGGCCAAUGUCUAAAUGCCUUUACAAGUCACUUUACUGCAGCUUCUGUAGAUCUCACGUGGGUAUUGUUCCUUUCUCUACAACGGAUUCUUUGGAUUACUUACGAGGACUAUACUGCUUGGACAAGCAUGCCUUGCACUGCUACAUGUUGCAGAGCAAUUCUCAGGUGAAACCUGCUGCCCUGAACUUUCAACCACCGUGUUUAAUUCAGCACAUAGGAGAGUUGAAAAGACAAAUUGUGGUGGCUCACUAUCGAUUGCUGGCAGCAAUGAACAAAUUGAAUGGGUUGGUAGGAGAGGAGAGUGGACAAGAUACCAGUGCCACUGCUGAGAGACAAAGGUAUUAAUAGCAAAAAUGCAUCAAUGUUUACUAUUAAUAUCAUUUUGAGCCUUUGAAAGUACAGUGACUGUUAACCACAAACUCAGCUGCACAUUUGGCUUCCUUGAAAAAUAAUCUUCCCUUCAUCAGAAUUCUGAGAUUGUUACGUCCAAAGGUUGAAUCUGCAGAGGAAAAACAUCACGGUUUUGGAAUUGUUCACCAAGCACCUUCAGUCAUGUUUGUACUGAGCUUUGGUUUCAUGUAACCUGUUAACUGAAUUCAGAACUUUAAUACACCUACAUAGUAGUCCGAUCGCAUCCAUAUCAGUGUAACCUGCUAUCUGAUUUACAGAAUAGUACAACAUCUUGGGUAAUUAAAGUCCUCAGAAGCUAUUAACUUGCUGUCAAGGACUGCAGUUCACUUUUACAUUAUGGCAGGCAGUGAGUUCACAUUAGUCACUGUAGCCUCUUAUCUGGUACUCAAAUGUACUAAAUGCACACUGCUCCUGGUUAGCGUUGGUGUCAAUAUAAUCUUCAUCACAAAAUCUAAACAUAAGAUAUUAAGUUGCACCGUUGCCUCAUGACUACAUUAUUAAUUUACAGUGGGUUAGCACUACAGGCAUAUCAAUUGUAGUGCUCAGCCACUUCCAACCAUUAAUAUGCAUACUGUCCUCUCUCGUUCUCUUAGGUAGGAUUUGUUAAAGCCUUUGAGAUCCAGGCAGGUUGACUGAUCAAAGUCAGUUCUUCAUCUUUGGAAGACAGUUGCCUGAGCUGCUAUCCUUCUAGGCAGAAUUGGACUGUAAAAUGACAGGUAAACUGGCUAGCUGGAGGAAGACUUGCAGUUCAGCAAUAUUUGUUCCACACCAAUAUUUGUGUUAAAAAUCACAACACCAGAUUAUAGUCCAGCAGGUUUAUUUGGAAACAUUAGCCUUUGUAGCACUGCUUCUUCAGGUGGUUGAUGAAGGAGCAGCGUUCCGAAAGCUGGUGUUGUGAUUUUUAACUUUGCACACCCCAGUCCAACACCAGCAUCUCCAAAUCAGCACUUAUAACAACUGAGUGUUAAUCUCUUGCGAGCAAUGGCAUUUACCUUACACUCUCAAUGGUUGAAGAUUGGUAAAUGGUGCAUUGUGCAGUUUACAAAAAGCUUUGCUCCCUUCUGUUAAAUUAGUUUGCUACUUGGUUAUCAUUUGCUGUGGACUGCUGUCUAAAUUGAUCAGCUAAUACAAUUCAUUGUAACUCUUCGCAAUGCAACUGUGAUCUUGAAUUGUGUAACUGUCUGUACUGGUGAACUGUUUAACUUGUGUAAUACUGUAACAAAUUGAGCAAUAAACAGGAUGGAGCAUGUUCAUUUAA
Molecule: messenger RNA, 2160 nt
Organism: Hemiscyllium ocellatum (epaulette shark)
Lineage: Eukaryota; Metazoa; Chordata; Chondrichthyes; Orectolobiformes; Hemiscylliidae
Gene: oip5
Product: opa interacting protein 5
Exons: 6
Coding region: 306-836 (176 amino acids)
Biological process (GO): chromosome segregation; CENP-A containing chromatin assembly
Cellular component (GO): nucleus; chromosome, centromeric region; chromatin
Source: RefSeq, a predicted model, not a curated record